This is a messenger RNA of Spodoptera frugiperda (fall armyworm), 742 nucleotides long. Its product is annotated as pheromone-binding protein-like. The transcript is spliced from 3 exons. The coding region runs from base 78 to 707 and encodes 209 amino acids. The record is from RefSeq and is a predicted model, not a curated record. NCBI's taxonomy places the organism in Eukaryota, Metazoa, Arthropoda, Insecta, Lepidoptera, Noctuidae. Gene Ontology annotation, molecular function: odorant binding.
UCGCAAUUAUUGCGAGUGUUCACUCCGUGUGACACGAGCAGUCGCCAUUUUGAGGUAAUAUUGUGAAGUUUGCAGCAAUGCUUGGUAUGAAGGCAAUCGUAGUGCUCUGUCUGAUUGUGUACGAAGCGGGGCUGGUGCACGGCGAGCACGAGGUGAGCGUGCUGCGCGCCGUCAGCACCAGCAUCGGAGACACGCUGCUGGAGUGCCAGACCGAGCUAGAUAUCAAGAAUGAAGUAAUUCAAAGCUUUCUGAACUUCUGGGACCUAAAGAACCCCGCGGACAACAAGGAAUGGGGCUGUGCUCUUGACUGCGUCUUUCAAAAGAAUGCGUUUUUGACUCCAGAUGGCAAAACCGUGAUAUCGGCAAACGUGCGAGAAUUCUGUAAGGCAGCAGGAGCCGAUGAAUUGAUGUCGGUGCGGAUGGUAGACCUGUUUGAAAUGUGCAAGGACGGUGCGAAAAAGAUCAUAAGUAAAUGUGACAACGCCCUGGAGGUGACCAAGUGUUUCCGCCACGGCAUAGUGCAGCUGGAUUGGGCCCCGGAGCACAAUUUCUGGAACCGUACUCGGGAGCACCCUGACAACAUCCCGGUGCAAAGGACAGACAUAGUUAAGAUUCCUUUGCCGCAGAGACAUUCAUCAUUGAAUGUGUGGCGGAGACGAUUCGGUUACAGACGGCUCGCCUCUAUCUUAAGAAGAUCUUUUUGUUGAUAGAUUUCAUGAAUAAUAAAUGUUACAGGCGUCAA